Sorghum bicolor (sorghum) is the source of this 688-nucleotide messenger RNA. RefSeq lists its product as uncharacterized. The record is from RefSeq and is a predicted model, not a curated record. The coding region runs from base 31 to 603 and encodes 190 amino acids. Lineage: Eukaryota; Viridiplantae; Streptophyta; Magnoliopsida; Poales; Poaceae. The transcript has 4 exons.
CUGACUCUCGUUAUCCUUUGCUUUCAGAGAAUGUGUGCUUUAACAAAGAUGCCAGAAUAUCGUAAAAAAUACAAAACAACAGAAAUGGCUGCUGCGAUUGGUAUAUGUGAGGAUAUGAAGUACAACUUAGCACAAUGCAGAUACUUUCUUUUACCGUGGCUAUCUUUUCGAAAAUAUAUGCUUUAUGUUUUCGACAUGCGGGAAAAAAUGCUCAUCAUGAUUGACCCUAGACCUCUUGAAGAGUGGUGUAAAGACACACCAGCGCUUAUGUAUGCCAAAUACACUCUUGGAUUUAGCUACAACUACACAACCGCAGUUAAUAAAUAUAUUCCUGGAUGGGAUGAGGAUGUUUGCAAAUGGAAAUUUAAACGGGCAGAAAACAUUGCAGAGGACAUAGAUGGGUACUUAAGUGGAUUUCUCGUCCUACAGUAUAUGUCUGCAUGGAAUAGACCACAAGCCACACACAUUUAUACCGAUGGUAUGGAGAUGCGGCGAAACUUAUUUGUGUAUUUACUAGCGCACGAAAGAAAUGGAUAUCGAAGAUUUCUUCCUGCCGAUAUUAAACAUUAUUUUGGUCGUAUCACCGAAAGGUCUAUAAAGUAGAAUUUAUGAACUUAUAACAUCAUGCUCUCCGUGACUAUGUUUGAGUUCAGAAACUUUGCUUCUUUAAGAUAAAUAUCACUUUAUA